Molecule: messenger RNA, 702 nt
Organism: Diachasma alloeum
Lineage: Eukaryota; Metazoa; Arthropoda; Insecta; Hymenoptera; Braconidae
Product: larval cuticle protein A3A-like
Exons: 2
Coding region: 1-702 (233 amino acids)
Cellular component (GO): extracellular matrix
Source: RefSeq, a predicted model, not a curated record
AUGGCAUACCGCGAGUUGACCAUUUGCCUGAGUUUCCUGGCAUUAACGCACGCCGGUUACAUCGGAGCCCCAGUGGCAUACCAGUCGCCAGCAAAAGUAAUCGCGCCAUCGGCAAUUCUCACGAAAGCCCUCGACGCCGACUACGAUCCUCACCCUCAGUACAGUUACUCCUACGACGUUCAGGACUCCAUCACCGGGGAUUUCAAAAGUCAACACGAGACUCGCGACGGGGACGUGGUCCAGGGGAGUUACUCCCUCCUGGAUUCGGAUGGAACGCGCAGAACCGUGGAUUACACGGCGGAUGCCCAGAACGGUUUCAACGCCGUAGUCCGUAAAGAGCCGAUCACCGAGAAAUUGGUGACUCCAGUGGCGGGCCCGAUUGUGCAGCCAGCAGUGGCCUAUGGCCCACCGGCACUAGCAAAGUACCCAGUUCAAUUACCCGCAGCUACUUACGCCCCAGCUCUCCCCCAAAUCUCGGCCGCAGUUCACAGUAACAUCGCGGUUUCACCGGCGCUGACUUACGGACCUCCUGCAACGCCGAUUGCCACGCACGAAGCCGCGAGUUACCCCGCCGCGGCCCUCCCUGCGAGGGUGUACAGUGCCCCUGUUGGGUAUGCCACCCCCGCAGUAGCCAAGUACUCUCCUCAUCCAUACAUCGCUCAUGUCACUUAUACGACACCCCUCUUCUCAUACUCUCAUUAG